AUGGUCCCUGAUACGGUGGAAGAAUGGUCGCUUCGUCUUGCCAAUAUAGAACGCGUUGCAAACGCAUUGCAUAAUAUAUACAAUCCCGAUGGAUUGGCAAUUGGCAGAGAAGCGAGUGAUGGUGUGUAUGCGGCAUAUGAAGCUGUUGCAGAAAGAAGCAAAGCUGAAACACAAGGCUUAUUUGACCUUAAAUAUCAGCAACUACAGGCUACAGCUGGAAAACAGGGAGACAACCUGAAGAACACCAAGAGUGAGAUUGCAGAAAUUAACCGUAUGAUCCAGAGGAUGACAUCCGAGAUUGAGAAUGGCAAAAAACAGAUUGCGGCCCUCCAGAAGAAGUUGGCUGACCUAGAGGCUGCUUCGCAGAAAGCCAAUGAAGACCUGACACGUCAAAAACGUGACUACCAAGAGGUACUAGGUGUCAAGAUUGCCCUUGAUAUUGAAAUUUCUACAUGCUUUAUCCGGCUGCAGGCAGAAGAAGAAAGGGACAGAAUGUCUGGACAUGUAGAGAACAAUGUGAGUGUUUCCGUGGUUGGUGGAGGUUCCUCAGGUAUGUCUGGCGGAGGAGCUGGAUAUGGUUCUGGUGAAAAUCGCGAAAAACUUGCAUUGAAGGAUGCCCAGAAGAAGUUGGCUGACCUACAGGCUGCUUCGCAGAAAGCCAAUGAAGACCUGGCCCGUCAAGAACGUGUCUACCAAGAGCUACUACGUGUCAAGAUUUCCCUUGAUGUGGAUAUUGUCACAUACAAAGCCCUGCUAAAAGAAGAAGAGGACAGAAUGUCUGGACAUGUAGAGAACAAUGUGAGCGUUUCCACAGUUGGUGGAGGUUCCUCAGGUAUGUCUGGCGGAGGAGCUGGAAAUGGUUCUGGCGAAAAUCGUGAAAAACUUGCAUUGAAGGAUGCCCAGAAGAAGUUGGCUGACCUUGAGGCUGCUUUGCAGAAAGCCAAUGAAGACCUGGCCCGUCAAGAACGUGGCUACCAAGAGCUACUACGUGUCAAGAUUUCCCUUGAUGUAGAAAUUGACACAUACAAAGCCCUGCUCAAAGGAAAAGAGGACAGUAUGUCUGGGGGAGGAGCUGGAAAUGGUUCUGGCGAAAAUCAUGGAAAACUUGCAUUGAAGGAUGCCCAGAAGAAGUUGGCUGACCUUGAGGCUGCUUUGCAGAAAGCCAAUGAAGACCUGGCCCGUCAAGAACGUGGCUACCAAGAGCUACUACGUGUCAAGAUUUCCCUUGAUGUAGAAAUUGACACAUACAAAGCCCUGCUCAAAGGAAAAGAGGACAGAAUGUCUGGACAUGUAGAGAACAAUGUGAUGUGAGCAAUUCCGUGGUUGGUGGAGGUUCCUCAAGUAUGUCUGGCGGAGGAGCUGGAAAUGGUUCUGGUGGAGGAGGAAGUGGCUAGUGUGCUGGAGGAGGAU
This is a messenger RNA of Rana temporaria (common frog), 1410 nucleotides long. Its product is annotated as keratin, type II cytoskeletal 4-like. Gene Ontology annotation, molecular function: structural constituent of skin epidermis. The coding region runs from base 1 to 1311 and encodes 436 amino acids. NCBI's taxonomy places the organism in Eukaryota, Metazoa, Chordata, Amphibia, Anura, Ranidae. Gene Ontology annotation, biological process: intermediate filament organization; keratinization. The record is from RefSeq and is a predicted model, not a curated record. Gene Ontology annotation, cellular component: keratin filament. The transcript has 11 exons.